UCUCUCAGUCGGUUCAGUUCGGUGGAGUCAGUCAGUGCAGCCUCAGCAUCCUCUUCCUCCUCCACGGACAGCCAGUGUUUUGCCAGCACUGAUCGCUCGUUUUUUUUUCCUCCGCUGCCAUGGUGGGAUUUACGGAUAUCGCGUGCCUUGUCGUGCCGCUGCUGAUGCUCACCACCACCGCGUCCAGCAUCCAGUCCGACGCGAAGAGCGCGAAGGAGGCGGAAAAGACGGGGAAUUUCAUGGAUGACGAGCAGUGGCUGUCCACCAUUUCACAGUACAGCCGCAAGCUCAAGCACUGGAAUCGCUUCAGAGACGAUGAUUACGUUCGUACCUGGGAUGAAAAUCAAGGCUCUAAUGACAAUGUAGACACCACCAAGGACCCAUGUCAAAAGGUUAAGUGCAGCCGGCAUAAGGUGUGUAUUGCCCAAGGCUACCAAAGAGCUGUGUGUGUCAACCGCAAGAAACUUGAACACAGACUCAAGCAGCCCACUCUCAGGUCUCCUGAUGGGAACUGUCAGCCCUGUCCCAUAUCCUCCAGUGGGCCUGUGUGCGGAUCAGACGGCCACAACUACGCCUCAAAGUGCAAGCUGGAGCAGCAGGCAUGUCUUACAGGGAAGGAGCUUAGCCUGAAGUGUUCAGGUCUGUGUCCUUGUCCAACCGCGGCUCCCACUCCCAAAGAGAGUAAACAUGAGACCUGUACCGGACAGGAUCUGGCUGAUCUCGGGGAGCGUCUCAGAGACUGGUUCCAGUUACUGCAGAGCAACGCCAAGCAGAACAACAACAGCAAGCCCGGGGCCAGAACCGCUACAGCCAGCACCACAUCAGUGCUGGACAGGAGCCUGGUGGCCAGCUGCAAGGACUCCAUAGGCUGGAUGUUUUCCAAGCUGGACACCAACAGCGACCUGUACCUGGACCAGGCUGAGCUGGCUGCCAUCAACCUGGACAAGUACGAGGUCUGCAUUCGCCCCUUCUUCAACUCCUGUGACUCAUACAAGGACGGCAAGGUCUCCACCGCCGAGUGGUGCCUCUGCUUCUGGAGAGAGAAGCCUCCCUGCCUGGCUGAACUCGAGAGGAUCCAAGUACUAGACGGUGGCAAGAGAAAGUUUGGUCGAUUCAUCCCGAGCUGUGAUGAAGAUGGCUACUACAGGAAGCAGCAGUGUGACAAGGGAGAGUGCUGGUGUGUGGACCAAAGCGGAGGAGAAGUCGCCGGAUCUAGGAUCCGUGGCAAGCCAGACUGCGACGAUGAAAUGGCAUAUUCAGGUGAUCUUGGCAGUGGAGUUGGAUGGGAAGACGAGGAGGAGAAAGAAGUCGAGGACACUGCAGAGGAGGCUGAAGAGGAGGAGGGAGAGGUGGAUGAUGGGGGCUAUAUCUGGUAAAAAGGCCAACCGUACAUGAGCUUCUUGAUUGUUCCAAAUACACACACACACUCACACACACACACUAACACAGAAAUCCUGAAAGGAGAUGGACAUGGUAAAGCUCUCACACGCCGAACAACAAAACGCGAGGGAAACAGUUGUGUGGGUCAGGAGAGGGAAGAUGAAUAUUUUGGGAAUAUUUAAUGUAACAGGAAAUUCUUAUAAUGGGAAAGAGGGUAGGGGUGAUUAUGGGUGUGGAGUCAAGAAUUCUGUCCCUCAUACUUGUGAAUCUUUGUUCUCUUCUGUUGUAUGUCUUUUGAACUAUCUUCAAGCAGUUUUUAGCUAAAGCAUAGAGGAGACUUUAAGCAGUUGCAGGUGCUUGUUGUGUGGUUACAGUGAAAAACAAAAAAAGAAAAGAGAAAGAUGAGGGUGCAUUUCAGUAGUCUGACCUGGCUUCUCUUUUUUUCGCUAGUUAACACAGUUUAGAUAAGAGUUUUGGUGUUGGGCAGGACACCAGCGACAAGGAGAGGUUCCCACAUUAGAAUACAGGAAAAUGCCCUUUUUUUGACUUUAUUGUUUACAUGUCAUUUGCUUUGGCUCAUAUAUGACAGUAGUGCUCUGUCUCAUUCAAAAAAAACAACAACAUUUCUCACGUCUAUCACUCUUUAGCUUGUAUAUAAUGAGUGUAUCAGAAGGUCGUCACCUAUUUGUCCUGUUAUCAAUGCCUGGAAAGACUGGUGGAAAACACUGCGUAACUGACAAAUGUACAUCGUGUCAUAAUGUGGAUCAAUUAUUGUGUUUAAUAAAAAAAGAUUAAAUGAAAUAAAACUGGUCUCUGUGGCCCAGCUGGCUACCAUA
This is a messenger RNA of Solea solea (common sole), 2216 nucleotides long. It is a transcript of the gene spock2, whose product is annotated as SPARC (osteonectin), cwcv and kazal like domains proteoglycan 2. Gene Ontology annotation, molecular function: calcium ion binding; protein binding. Lineage: Eukaryota; Metazoa; Chordata; Actinopteri; Pleuronectiformes; Soleidae. The record is from RefSeq and is a predicted model, not a curated record. Bases 120 to 1376 code for a protein of 418 amino acids. The transcript is spliced from 10 exons.